Octopus bimaculoides (California two-spot octopus) is the source of this 744-nucleotide messenger RNA. RefSeq lists its product as uncharacterized. Lineage: Eukaryota; Metazoa; Mollusca; Cephalopoda; Octopoda; Octopodidae. The record is from RefSeq and is a predicted model, not a curated record. Gene Ontology annotation, cellular component: myosin II complex. Gene Ontology annotation, molecular function: calcium ion binding.
CUCUAACGAGAUCCUAUCAUCUCUCGUGAAUCAGCGAGAGAAAGCAACGUGAACGAGAUUAGGUCAUCUCUAAGAACAACAACAGUCAACAGAACUCCUAACAAUAUGGCCAGCUACAAGAAGACAAUGGCUGGAGGUCCUCGUAAGAAACCUGGUCCAAAGCUGGAACUGACUGAGGAACAGAAACAGGAAAUCAAGGAAGCAUUUGACUUGUUUGAUGCUGAUGGUUCUGGAAGUAUUGAUGCCAAGGAGCUGAAGGUUGCCAUGAGGGCUCUUGGUUUUGAACCUAAGAAAGAGGACAUCAAAUCAAUGAUAGCUCAAGUGGACAAAAAUGGCACUGGAACCAUUGACUUCAAUGACUUUUUAACCAUCAUGUCUCAGAAGAUGAGCGACAAAGACACCAAAGAAGAGAUCCUCAAGGCAUUCAGACUGUUUGAUGAUGAUGAAACUGGAAAAAUCUCAUUCAAGAAUCUGAAGCGUGUUGCUAAGGAACUUGGAGAGAAUCUAACAGAUGAAGAACUACAGGAAAUGAUAGAUGAAGCUGACCGGGAUAAUGAUGGAGAAGUGAACCAAGAAGAAUUCCUGCGUAUCAUGAAAAAGACUAGUUUAUACUGACCCAUUAUUUCUCUCUAUUUAAGACCAAUCUAUACUAAUCCCUUUUUUUUUUUUUUUAUAUAUAAGACCAGUUUUAACAUCUCGUGUUUCAUUCUUUAAAAAAGUCUAGUCUCUAUCGACCCCUUGUUU